GCCCGGCCCCGCCGCCAUGGCCUUCACGUUCGCCGCCUUCUGCUACAUGCUGGCGCUGCUGCUCACCGCCGCCCUCAUCUUCUUCGCCAUCUGGCAUAUUAUAGCAUUUGAUGAACUCAAGACAGAUUACAAGAAUCCCAUAGACCAAUGUAAUACACUCAAUCCUCUUGUACUUCCAGAGUACCUCAUCCAUGCAUUCUUCUGUGUUAUGUUUCUCUGUGCAGCAGAGUGGCUUACGCUGGGUCUCAAUAUGCCUUUGUUGGCUUAUCAUAUUUGGAGGUACAUGAGCAGACCCGUGAUGAGUGGCCCUGGUCUGUAUGAUCCUACAACCAUCAUGAAUGCAGAUAUUUUAGCCUAUUGCCAGAAAGAAGGAUGGUGCAAAUUAGCAUUCUACCUUCUAUCAUUUUUUUACUACCUAUAUGGCAUGAUUUAUGUUCUGGUGAGCUCUUAAGAAGACAUUCAGCAAGCUUUGUUCCAGUUAAGUGCAUGCAAAAGCCACAAAACAUGGAUUCUUUACAACGAGAACCUCUUACCAAGAUCAAAUACGGAACCUGAUGAUCGCAUUUGCGUUAGAAAACAAUGACUCCCCUAUUUUUAAAAUAUUUCCACAUUUUAUACUUGUGGAAAGACUGUUUUCUUAUAUUUUACUGGGACACUGAAAUUAAAGAAUUACGUGUAAAUUAAUAUAAAGAUUACUGGGUUUUGAAAAGUUUUGACUUUGCACUCCAUAAGGAACAGCCAUAAUCUUCAAGUAGGUAUUCGUUACUGACUAGCCUUAGUCCACUAGGGAUUUUCUUUAGGCUGGGCUUCGUAGUGGUUCGGUUGGACUUGCGUAUCCCACUCUAACUGUACAUCAGCUGUAGCUGCCGAGGGCUUGGGAAGGACCGGAGGCGCCCUGCGUUGGUCUUAAGAGAUGGAUUCAUGGACACAAGUGCAAAAAUAGGAGUUCUUUUGGUUUAUUUUGUUUCCUUUUUUUUUUUUUUUGUAUCUGGUUAAUCUUUCCCUGUAUAUGCAUGUGUCAGAGACUUCUGUAUAUUCUCCAAAAGUUAGCCUUGCUUUAAUCUCAAGCCUCUGUCAUUGUGGUAGGAGAAGUUGAAUUGUCCAUGAAGGAAUGAAUUUAAAUGAGGAUUAAUUUUUUUUUUUAAUGUCUGUGCUGUCUUAUUAACAAAUGGACAAACCAACAACCUUUAUCAAGUCCAAUGAUGAAAAUACUCUGAGUUUAAGAGUAAUACUACAGACCUUUUCAAAGCAGAAAGUGAGAUUGUGAAACUGCCCUGCUGUUCCUUAGUGCAAUAAAUAAUAAUAAAAAAAAAAUCUCAAAUUCAGAAACACUUAUUUUUACCUGGUGCCUUGUUUUGUUUUUGAAACUGAACAGAUCCUUGCUGUCUUCAUCUGUUUGUUUUAUGAUGGAUAAUUGCAUUACCUUUUAAAAAUAGAACACUGAAUUGUGUUAUGUCUGGAAAAGGGAAGCUCUGAUUUCCUGCUUUUUUUCUUUCUUUCAUGGGUCUGCAGAUAAAUAGUAGAUGGGGUGGGGGAAGAUGUUUCAGCUAAACUGAUAUUACUGCAUUGUAAAUUGUGACUGCGAACAGCUCCUUAAUUUAGGAGUCAUAAUUAGCAAUCUUUUUUCAUUUACCUGUGCUGGAG
Gavia stellata (red-throated loon) is the source of this 1644-nucleotide messenger RNA. It is a transcript of the gene CNIH1, whose product is annotated as cornichon family AMPA receptor auxiliary protein 1. Bases 17 to 451 code for a protein of 144 amino acids. The transcript is spliced from 5 exons. Gene Ontology annotation, biological process: vesicle-mediated transport. NCBI's taxonomy places the organism in Eukaryota, Metazoa, Chordata, Aves, Gaviiformes, Gaviidae. The record is from RefSeq and is a predicted model, not a curated record.